This is a messenger RNA of Entelurus aequoreus (snake pipefish), 2655 nucleotides long. It is a transcript of the gene ca15b, whose product is annotated as carbonic anhydrase XVb. The transcript has 9 exons. The record is from RefSeq and is a predicted model, not a curated record. Gene Ontology annotation, molecular function: carbonate dehydratase activity; zinc ion binding. Bases 62 to 1006 code for a protein of 314 amino acids. Gene Ontology annotation, cellular component: plasma membrane. Lineage: Eukaryota; Metazoa; Chordata; Actinopteri; Syngnathiformes; Syngnathidae.
CUCAUAAAAAGCAGGGUGGAGGAAGGAUGAAGCUAGUUUGAAGAGGACAGGAGCCUUAAAGAUGAAGUGGCUUGCAUUCGCCUUUGCAUUGUGCCUCUUUGUGGUUGAUGUCUACUCUGCCUCCGAUACGAUUGACUGGUGUUAUCAUGACACAAGUUGCGAUGACAGAACAUGGCCGGUAAUUGCUGCAAAUUUUUGCAACCGCAGCAGACAGUCGCCCAUAAACAUCGCGACUGCUGAUACCAUAGAAGAUGAAAACCUGACCGGGUUUACUUUCACAAACUUCGGCAACACCUCCGCCCUGGCGGAUAUAACCAACACUGGCAAGACAGUCAAAGUGAACAUUAAAAACGGGGUGCAGAUUUCAGGGGGGGGUCUCCCCGAGCCCUACGACAGCCUGCAGUUCCACUUGCACUGGGGCAACCGCUCAACUAAAGGUGGCUCUGAGCACACCGUCAAUGGGAAACGCUACCCAAUGGAGCUGCACAUCGUCAAUGUCAAGUCCCGUUUUAAUCUGAACACAAGUCUCGCCCUCGAAGACUCGACGGGACUUGCUGCUCUUGGCUUUUUCAUUGAGGCAGAUAGUAGCAUCACUACUAGUGAAUCCUGGCGCAACCUCAUCCCCUACCUGGGUCAAAUCCCACUUGCUGGUGACCAUGUCAACAUUACCCUCCAAAUCUCACUGAAUGGUCUACUGGAAGGCGUGGACUUCACAAGAUAUUAUCGUUACUUCGGCUCGCUGACCACGCCCACCUGCAACGAAGCUGUCGUCUGGACCGUCUUUAAGGAUCCCAUCAGAAUCAGCCCUGAGCUGAUUGACCGCUUUAGCACACAGCUGCGCAUCGACAAUACAACUGAUUCGCCGCUCAUGGUAAACGUCUUCAGGAGCAUCCAGCCAGAUCUGCCAGUCACCACCCAGCGUGUGAGGGAAGAGACGGACGACUCAGUGAAAUCGUGCGCCUCUCUGGCUCUGUUGGCUCUCAGCCUGGUAUUGAGCAUCAUUUAGAACGGUCCCCAGUUAUGCUUUUGCAGAUCCUUCGCCGCCCUUUAAUUAUCUUUUUUUUGUGUAUGUGUAUGUAACCUAAUCUAAUCUAAAUAAUAGUCAAAUAAUUUUACUGAAUACACUGUCUCAUUCAGACUGACGUACACUACCGUUCAAAAGUUUGGGGUCACAUUGAAAUGUCCUUAUUUUUGAAGGAAAAGCACUGUACUUUUCAAUGAAGAUAACUUUAAACUAGUCUUAACUUUAAAGAAAUACACUCUAUACAUUGCUAAUGUGGUAAAUGACUAUUCUAGCUGCAAAUGUCUGGUUUUUGGUGCAAUAUCUACAUAGGUGUAUAGAGGCCCAUUUCCAGCAACUAUCACUCCAGUGUUCUAAUGGUACAAUGUGUUUGCCCAUUGGCUCAGAAGGCUAAUUGAUGAUUACAAAACCCUUGUGCAAUCAUGUUCACACAUCUGAAAACAGUUUAGCUCGUUACAGAAGCUACAAAACUGACCUUCCUUUGAGCAGAUUGAGUUUCUGGAGCAUCACAUUUGUGGGGUCAAUUAAACGCUCAAAAUGGCCAGAAAAAGAGAACUUUCAUCUGAAACUCGACAGUCUAUUCUUGUUCUUAGAAAUGAAGGCUCAAACACAAAAUUGUUUGGGUGACCCCAAACUUUUGAACGGUAGUGUACUUAAAGGACGUCAAACUGAGACCAACACCAUGCAAAUGUUGCUUCUUAAAGUUGUCAAAUAUUGACAACAGCUCUUAAUUUUUGUAAUUUUUACUCUAAGUUGACUAAUCACGUUGAUUAUGAAAGUUAGCCUCCACCAUGGCACACCCGGUUACUUCCGUUAUUUUUAUGGACAGAAUUUGUUGGUGCAACCCAGGUGUUGAGAGUGUCCUGUUUGUUGAUUAUGAACGGUUGCCUACGCCAAGGCACACCCGGUUCUUUUUUUAUUAUUUUUAUGGAGUGUAGUGUAGCCAAGAUGUCCGGUGUCCAGUUUGUGGGUGUUAGGAGUUCAUCCCGGCUAAAUGUGGGGAUGUGGUCCUAAAUGCCUCAUCAAGCUUCACCUGGAUCAAAUGGCAUUGUUGGUAUUUGACCUAAUAUAACCUGCUCAUUGGCCUUGUGGUUAGAGUGUCCGCCCUGUGAUCGGUAGGUUGUGAGUUCAAACCCCGGCCGUGUCAUACCAAAGACUAUAAAAAUGGGACCCAUUACCUCCCUGUGUAUUGAGUAGUACUCAGCAUCAAGGGUUGGAAUUGGGGGUUAAGUCACCAAAAUGAUUGCCGGGCGCGGCCGCCGGUGCUGCUCACUUCUCCCCUCACCUCCCAGGUGGUAAACAAGGGGAUGGGUCUAAUGCAGAGGUUAAUUUCACCACUCCUAGAGUGUGUGAGAGACAAUCAUUUGUACUUUAAUUUUUAAAUUUUAUUUAACUGCAGACAUAACUGUGACUUUUUUCUUGUAUAUGUAUAUGUAUGUAUGUAUGUAUGUAUGUAUGUAUGUAUGUAUGUAUGUAUGUGUGUGAACUUAAAAUUCAUAUAUAAAGGGAAAAAAAAACAACUUUGAUGAAGGCGUUCCAAAUGAGCAACAUGAAUGAAAUUAAGACUGUUUGACUCUGUCUAUACAUAUUAUCAAUAAAAUCUGCUCACCUUCUGUGUGAUUGCCCCAAAACCA